Molecule: messenger RNA, 537 nt
Organism: Thyridium curvatum
Lineage: Eukaryota; Fungi; Ascomycota; Sordariomycetes; Thyridiales; Thyridiaceae
Exons: 2
Coding region: 1-537 (178 amino acids)
Cellular component (GO): membrane; endoplasmic reticulum
Molecular function (GO): protein-macromolecule adaptor activity
Source: RefSeq, a predicted model, not a curated record
AUGCAAUCAAAUGGAGAAGAGCCAGCUAGGAUCAUCACGAAAUACCGACUCUCCACGGAUCCCUUACGCAACUUUGACAGGACUGAGGAAAGGGCGAGACAGAGAUACUGGUCCUCAUCCGAGAUGGUGAAUGCCCUGGUACCACAGCAUGAAGGCAUGCUGCCUUCUGUUCUACUCGCUAUGAGCACCAUGGCCAUCAUCCACGCCAUCGUCGGAUAUCUCGGCGACCCGGUCGGCGCGUGCCGGCAGUGGAGCGGCGUAGACAGGGCGCAGAAGACACGCCUGCUGGCGCACGUGUACAGCGUCAAGAAUGUGUACACGGGUCUCAUCCGCGCCUUUGCCGCCUACCACAUCACCAACCCGGAGCUCUACAGCCUGGCGCAGGCGACUUUCGUCGGCGUGCUGUUUCUCUACGGCACCGAGCUCUUCAUCUGGAAGACGACGGGGCCCAAGGAGUGUCUAAUCCCUUUUGUACAGAGCGCCGGCGUUCUUCUGUGGAUGUACAUCCAGAGGGAUUACUAUCUUGCUGGAGUCUAA